AUGUCCGUCUCAAGGAGUUCUCUGAAGUUCCCUAUCCUUUCUCUUCUGAACGCCCAGCGUCGGAUGGUAAGCGAUGUAACUUUCCAUACAAAGGGUUAUAAGUUGCACAAAUUAGACAAUGGACCAUCCACAACCGUCACUUUGACCCGUGAGGAUGCUUUAAAGUACUACCGUGAUAUGCAGAUAAUCCGUCGUAUGGAAUCUGCUGCUGGAAAUCUCUACAAGGAAAAGAAAAUUAGAGGAUUCUGCCAUCUCUACUCUGGUCAAGAAGCCUGCGCUGUUGGAAUGAAAGCAGCUAUGAUUGAAGGAGAUUCUGUCAUCACAGCUUAUCGUUGCCACGGAUGGACAUAUUUGUUUGGAUCUACUGUACCAGAAAUCCUUGCUGAGUUGACCGGACGCGUAUCUGGUAACGUCUAUGGAAAAGGAGGAUCCAUGCAUAUGUAUGGUAAAGACUUUUACGGAGGAAACGGAAUCGUUGGAGCUCAACAACCAUUGGGUGCUGGUGUAGCUUUAGCUAUGAAAUAUAGGGAUCAGAAAAAUGUCUGCUUCACAUUGUAUGGUGAUGGAGCUGCCAAUCAAGGACAGUUGUUUGAGUCCACAAAUAUGGCGAAACUGUGGAACUUGCCAGUCAUUUUCGUUUGCGAAAAUAAUGGUUUCGGUAUGGGUACUUCAGCGGAACGUGCCUCUGCUUCUAUGGAAUACUACACAAGAGGAGACUACGUUCCUGGUGUAUGGGUUGAUGGUAUGGACAUCUUAGCCGUUCGUGAAGCUACGAAAUGGGCCAAAGAAUACUGUGAUUCUGGAAAAGGACCAUUAGUCUUCGAGAUGGCUACUUACCGGUACCACGGUCACUCCAUGUCUGAUCCUGGAACCAGUUACCGUACCAGAGACGAAAUUCAGGAAGUGAGAAAGACUCGCGAUCCCAUUACCGGGUUCAAGGAUAGAAUUAUAACUUCAAACCUCGCAACUGAAGAGGAAUUGAAGAAUAUCGACAAGGAUGUUCGCAAGGAGGUUGAUGAAGCUGUUAAGAUUGCUACAAGCGAUGGAGUCAUGCCACUUGAAGGAUUAUAUGCCGACAUUUUCCAUAAUACUGAGGCCCAGAAUAUUCGUGGAGCCACCAUAGAUGAAUCGGUAGUGCAACCAUUCCUCACUUCAGCUGAGCUUCUCAGAGCGAUGAAGAAAUAA
Messenger RNA from Auanema sp. JU1783, 1185 nucleotides. Lineage: Eukaryota; Metazoa; Nematoda; Chromadorea; Rhabditida; Rhabditidae. The record is from the annotation of a GenBank genome assembly.